AUGGAUGACAAGAUUCAACCAACUGAGGCUGUUGUAACCUCACAAAAUGCGACUGAGGGUGAGACAAUCACCACACUCAUCAAACCUCAACACCGGAAGCUACAUGAUUCCAACGUGACUUUUGAAGAGUAUCACUACUAUGCACAGAAGACAAGAAGGGAAGAAGAUUCCUGCUCCGAAAACCCAACACAGGGAUGGCGGUCGGUCAUUUCGUGGGGGCGAUCCUCCAAUCGCCCUUCAGCUCAAGACGAGGCUGUUGUGCAAACCGGGCCUGUGAUUUCAGCCAAAACCUCAACGACAAAAGUUCAAACCAAAUUUGAUAUCUCAGACAAGGAGUGGACGAAUGCGAGUCGGGCAUUUCGCACAGCUUCUUGGGGCGCUUGCUUCUACUUGAUUACGACCGAUAUAUUGGGCCCAUUUGGCGUGGCCUACUCACUCGGCACUUUAGGCUGGGGGCCAGGCAUCGCAUUGUACACUGUGUUUGGGUUCCUCGCAGGCUAUUCGGGCUACCUGGUCUGGCGCGUUUUCCUCGGUGUCGACAGUUACGAAUUCCCAGCGCGGAACUAUGGUGACCUCGGUUUCCGGACGUGGGGACGAACCGCUCGUCAUAUCACCAAUUUCGCACAAGCACUUGCAGUGCUUUUGAUCCUCGGCCAAAUUACCAUCCAAUAUGGACAAAACAUUUCUUCCGUCUCCCGGUAUCGCCUCUGCUACGUUGUCUGCCCAGUCCUCUUUGUUUGCACGGGUUUCUGUCUUUCGCAGAUCCGUACACUCAAAGCAUAUGGAUUGGUCGCCAAUCUAGCAGUCUGGUUGAAUAUGCUGGUCAUCUUCAUCAGCAUGGGUGUGAUCGCGAAUUCGCCCCCGAACUAUAAGAUUGCAGUUUUGGGAUCGGCUGGAAGUGCUGUCGAUCCUUCUACUAUCACUCCCGAUGCCGCCGGCAACUAUCCAUCCGUCAUGCAUUAUGGAGGUCUGCCUUCCAACAGUCUAGUCGGCUCGAUCAACGGUCUCCUGUCUGGUGUUUUGGCUUAUGCUGGCGUGCAGCUGUUCGUGGAAUUCUUGGCCGAGAUGAGGCGACCUCGUGACUUUCUCAAAGCCAUGUGGGGUGCUCAGAUGUUCAUUUACACCGUCUACCUCGUUUAUGGGUGCUUCAUCUACCAUUUCCAGGGCCAGUACAGCUUUUAUCCCAGUUACCAAGGCGUCAGCGCAUAUGGAUGGCAAACAGCAGGCAACAUGCUCUCGUUGCUCGCCGCACUGAUCUGUGCCGGUCUAUAUGGCAACAUAGGAGUCAAGGUCUUUUACAACUCGGUUUUGGCCGACGCUUUCAAUCUCCCAUCUUUGACGUCCAAGAUGGGCAAAAUCCUUUACGCUGCUAUCGUUCCGGUUUGGUGGAUGAUAGCAUUCAUCAUAGCUGCGGCGAUACCAGACUUCGGUGGGUUUGUCAGUGUCAUCUCAGCAUCUCUAUUGUUGACCUUGACAUACACCAUGCCACCACUGUUUGCAUUGGGCUACGACAUGCAGAGAAACGCUAUACGUCCCAGUAUUGGCGAAGGCUUUGACGUCAAUACUGGCCGAGUGCUGAGGAAUGAAACAACGGUCCAACGAUUGGUUCGCGGCUAUUUCAGUGGUGGCUAUCUGCAAGUCGCCAUCAACAUCUGGCACACCAUCUAUGCUUUGGCGUCGUUAUCCAUGUGUGGACUGGGCAUGUAUGCGGCCGUACAAGGUCUCAUUGAUGCUUUUGAGAUUCACCAGCUGAAUGCAUUCUCGUGCAAAUCACCUCUCAAUCUCGAUGCAUAA
Molecule: messenger RNA, 1794 nt
Organism: Capronia epimyces CBS 606.96
Lineage: Eukaryota; Fungi; Ascomycota; Eurotiomycetes; Chaetothyriales; Herpotrichiellaceae
Exons: 4
Coding region: 1-1794 (597 amino acids)
Biological process (GO): amino acid transmembrane transport
Cellular component (GO): vacuolar membrane
Molecular function (GO): amino acid transmembrane transporter activity
Source: RefSeq, a predicted model, not a curated record